Linum trigynum is the source of this 798-nucleotide messenger RNA. Lineage: Eukaryota; Viridiplantae; Streptophyta; Magnoliopsida; Malpighiales; Linaceae. The record is from the annotation of a GenBank genome assembly.
GUUUAAAGAUAUUCCGACGCACGGAAAAUAAGCCAAAUACGAAUAUGUACAUGACUGAAAUCAGCCAAAUUAAAAACAGCAAGCUGCCGGCCGUAGUAGCCGCGGCGACAUACAAUGAAACUCCCAUCCAUGAGAAACAGUUAGGCCACCGGUCAGCUACGGCGAACCAGAGACGUACAGUUUUCCGUCCAUGCCUAUGUUGCUGAACACCAUUUUUCUGCACCCAACCCAACACCUUCACCACCCAAGAAACAAGGAACAUCAUUUGCUAUAUAUUUUGACACAAGGAAAAACAGAGGAAGUUUUCUAGAAAAUGGACCGACUUGUCCACGGCGGACGACGUGGCAAUUUCAUACACGCCACGCGGCACCAUUUCGAGCCGGACAAGUGUUCACCUUUCGACAGUGACACGUGCAUGAACGCAUGCACAAAUGGCUGGAGGACGUUGUUAAAGCAUACAAUAACGUGAAAGGAAAUUUACUUGAAGCAGAACUAGCCAGAGAGAGCUGACGAACAUAGAUCGAUGGAGAAAGGAGAAGAGAGGACAGAGGUGGAAGAAGACACCGCCGCCGCUGCCAAUAUCGCCGGGGAGCGGCGGCCGUCGAAGGAAGUGAAAGGCGUGGUGGUUGAUGAAGACAUGGAGGAGGAGAGGAUGAAGAAGGAAGGUGAAGCAGAAGUGAAAGGGCUACCUCACCAACAAGUUCCUCAGCCUGCCGACUUCUCCACCGAGCCCCUCGAGCGAGCUCUCCAUAUCGACUAGCAAUUUUUCACUCUCUUUAAUUAAUGUCUUAUGGAAUC